AAUCAAAUACUGUAUGAACUGGUAGUAAAUUAGCCCUGAGUUCAUGUUAAGCAUACAUCAAGUUUGAAAUCUAAGUUAUUGACUAAUUGUAUUGAAAAAUAUUUGUCAAAAAAGUGUUUCAAUUAUUUACUGAUAAACAUAUAUUGCAAUUUACAAAAUGGGUUUGGAUUUGAAUCGAUUGAUAGACAACACCAUUGAUGAAGAACUUUUGUGUUGUAUUUGCACAGAUAUAUUAACUGAUCCAUUAAUGAUCGAUAGUUGUGAACAUGCCUUUUGCAAGACAUGUAUUUCAGAUUGGUUUGCAAUCAACAAGUCUUGCCCUAAGGAUAGGAAGUCUUUCAGUGAAAAUAUGUUGGUUCCGAUUCCUCGGUUUAUGAAAAACCAUUUAAAUGAUUUGAAAGUCAAGUGCACCUUUGGCUCGAAAAAGUCGGGAUGUCCUCUGACUGUCACUUAUGGUCAACUUUCUCAACACGAAAAUGGAUGUCAAUACAAUCCUAUUAGCAGUAGAAAGACAGUCAAAGUUGACGGUCAGGAUAAUUGUUUUCUUAAGCGUAGACCACAUAUCGACAAACUUGUCUACGAAACGAUUGGCACAUCAAUGAACAGCUCUUCACAGAAACGAGCCGUUAAUUUAACUAAAGAAGCGGUGAGUCUAUGCGGUCGCUAUAACUUUGGACAGAUUGCCGCCUAUAUUAAGACACAUCUGGAACCUCAAGACAUGAAUCUCUGGCAUUGCAUUGUUGGCAAUGAUUUCGAUUGUUUCUUAACCGCUAACUUUGAUUAUAUAUCUCUUAAAGUGAAUGAUAUUUUUAUUAUUUUUUAA
Molecule: messenger RNA, 823 nt
Organism: Oppia nitens
Lineage: Eukaryota; Metazoa; Arthropoda; Arachnida; Sarcoptiformes; Oppiidae
Exons: 3
Coding region: 158-823 (221 amino acids)
Biological process (GO): ubiquitin-dependent protein catabolic process; protein polyubiquitination; microtubule-based process
Cellular component (GO): dynein complex
Molecular function (GO): ubiquitin protein ligase activity
Source: RefSeq, a predicted model, not a curated record